This is a messenger RNA of Oncorhynchus mykiss (rainbow trout), 4675 nucleotides long. Its product is annotated as integrin alpha-6. The record is from RefSeq and is a predicted model, not a curated record. NCBI's taxonomy places the organism in Eukaryota, Metazoa, Chordata, Actinopteri, Salmoniformes, Salmonidae. Gene Ontology annotation, biological process: leukocyte migration; cell adhesion mediated by integrin; cell-matrix adhesion. Gene Ontology annotation, cellular component: integrin complex; external side of plasma membrane. Gene Ontology annotation, molecular function: integrin binding.
CAGAGGCAUUCAGCAGGUCAUCGAAUUCGGCAGCGAAUCCUGAGCGAGGGGUAGUGGAACAACCAGCACAGCAUUGAACUAUAGUGGUACCCUUAGGUCCUAACGCAAUGGUGCACCCGAUAAUAUAUUUUCCAAUUCAUGUGGUACUUAUUUGUUUGCUAGAAUGGACCCAUAUAUCAGGCUUCAACCUGGAUACCUUGAAUGUCCUGAGGAAAGACGGAGAACCGGGCAGUUUAUUUGGAUUCUCUCUAGCCAUGCACCGGCAACUUAAUCCUUCAGAUAAAACAAUACUGUUGAUUGGAGCACCAAGAGCCAAAGCACUGGCUAACCAGAGAGCCAACAUAACCGGUGGCCUGUACAGUUGUGACAUCACCACCGAAUCCGAUGACUGUCUCCGAAUCGAUUUUGACAAUGAAGAGGAUGUGAGAGUUGAGAACAAGGAGAACCAGUGGAUGGGGGUGACAGUUAACAGCCAGGGCCCCGGAGGGAAGAUUGUGACCUGUGCUCACCGCUAUCAGAGACGUCUGUUUGUGGACACUGCUCAGGAGUCCCGUGACAUCACAGGUCGCUGCUACAUCCUGAGUCAGGACCUCACUAUUGAUGAAUCCUCUGAUGAAGAUGGAGGGAACUGGAGGUUCUGUGAGGGGAGAGCCAGAGGCCAUGAGAGGUUUGGCUCCUGUCAGCAGGGUCUGGCUGCCACUUUCACCAAGGACUACCAUUACGUGGUGUUUGGAGCGCCUGGCGCCUACAACUGGAAAGGCAUUGUACGUGUAGAGCAAAAGAACAACACUUUGUUGGAAAGGGGAUUUUAUGACGACGGACCUUAUGAAGUUGGAGAUGAGAACCGCUUGGAUCCUGACCUGGUGCCUGUGCCUGCUAACAGCUACUUAGGGUUUUCCAUUGAUUCUGGGCAUAGCAUCACCAAGGGGCGUGGCCUGACCAUUGUGUCUGGGGCACCGCGAGCCAAUCACUGUGGGGCUGUGGUCCUGUUGAGAAAGGAGAAUGAAGCGUCCGCAAGACUCUCCCCGGAGUACAUUCUAGAAGGGCCUGGACUGGCAUCUUCUUUUGGAUAUGAUGUAGCUGUGGUCGACCUGAAUGGAGAUGGGUGGCAGGAUAUUGUUGUGGGAGCCCCUCAGUUCUUCAUGAAAGAGGGAGACUUUGGAGGAGCUGUUUAUGUCUACAUCAACCAGGCAGGAAAGUGGGACAAGAUCACCCCAAUCCGCCUCAAUGGAACCAAAGACUCAAUGUUUGGGCUGGCAGUGGAAAACAUCGGUGACAUCAAUCAGGACUCCUAUCAAGACAUUGCUGUUGGAGCGCCCUACGCUGAUGCCGGGGCAGGAAAAGUGUACAUUUACCACGGUUCUGCUAUUGGAAUCAACACCAAGCCGGCACAGAUCCUUGAGGGAAUGCCCAACAACAUCAGAUUAUUUGGAUAUUCUCUGGCUGGGAAUAUGGAUUUAGAUAAGAAUUCCUAUCCUGAUAUAGCUAUUGGGUCUCUCUCAGAUACAGUUCUCGUUUACAGGGCAAGGCCAAUUAUUAGCAUUCAGAAGGAUGUCAAAAUUACUCCAAAGGAAAUUGACCUCACAAAGAAAACCUGUGGCAACAGUAUCUGCUUGACCGUGGAGGCAUGUUUCACCUAUAAAGCAAACCCUGUAUCCUACAGCCCAAAACUAACUAUCCGCUACGCAUUUGAGGGUGAGGCAGAUCGCAGGAAGCAAGGGCUUCCCUCCAGGAUCCUCUUCCUCAACAAGUCUCACACCGACCAGGACUUCCAAUCGACCGGAACUCUGGACCUCCGGGGACAAAACAAAAGAGCUUGCACCAAGACAAAAGUCAAACUGCAGGAUAACAUUAGGGACAAGCUGCGUGGUAUUCCCAUUGAGGUGUCGUUGGGAAUCCAGGGUACCAAGCGGCAGAAGAGGCAGAACGCUCUCCCCCAGCUUGUACCUAUUCUUGACAACUCCCAGCCAAGCAAGGUCGUCACUGAGGUGAACUUCUUAAAGGAGGGAUGCGGAAACGAUAAUAUUUGCCAGAGUAGCUUACAACUGGAGUACAGAUUCUGCUCCAAAGAGCUCAACCAAGAUAUAUUUCCCCCAUUACCUAUGGAGAAUGGGCUACCAGUGAUCUCCCUCAGUGAUCAGAAGGACAUAGCUCUGGAGGUGACAGUGAAGAACAGAAAUGGGGAUGAUGCUCAUGAGGCUAAACUGGUGGGGAUGUUCCCCAACGCUCUCUCAUACUCCGGUUUCCGCUCUCAGAAAAUGACAAGGGAUAAACCGGUUCUCUGUUUAGCCAACCAGAAUGGCUCCCAAACAGAGUGUGAACUGGGGAAUCCAUUCAAAAGAGAUUCAGAGGUUACUUUCUACAUAAUCUUGAGCACUGCUGGUAUCUCUCUCAAUACGGCAGAAAUUAAUAUUGACCUCGAGCUUCAAACGACCAGUACACAGGACAAAAUGGGAAGAGUGAAAGCAAAGGCGAAAGUCGUGAUUGAGCUGUUACUUUCUGUUGCAGGAGUUGCGAGACCCUCCCAGGUGUAUUUUGGGGGUGAUGUGAAAGGAGAGAGUGCCAUCAACACAGAAGAGGAGAUCGGCGGUUUGAUUGAUUAUGAAUUUAAGAUAAUCAAUUUGGGUAAGCCGUUGAAGUCCUUUGGCACAGCCUCGUUGAACAUCCAGUGGCCCAAAGAGAAUGUGGAUGGGAAAUGGCUGUUAUAUCUGGUUAAGAUCAGCAGUACUGGCCUGGAAGAGAUCCCCUGCUCCCCAGAGACUGAGAUCAACUCUCUCAAACACAUUCAGGAGUCCAGCACAUCUAGGAAAAAGCGUGAAGUUGGAGGCAAAAAAUCUGGAAGCAAAAUUACUUUAUUGGACCAAAAAAAGCACAAGAUUUUGAUGUGUGGCAAUGGCUAUGACGCUAGAUGUGUGGUGAUCAAGUGCCCUCUACAGGGCUUGGACAGUAGUGCAGUGAUUGCGCUGCGAUGCCGUCUGUGGAACGCUACCUUCCUUGAGAAUUAUGCCAAUUUGAACUAUCUUGAUAUAAUUGUGAAAGCAUCCAUCAGCCUUGAUGCUCCUGCAAAGAAUAUGGUUCUCAGGAAUGCUGAGACUCAGGUGAGAGUCACGGUGUUUCCAGAGAAGGCAGUAACCCAGUAUGGUGGAGUUCCCUGGUGGAUCAUCCUCGUGGCUGUCCUGGCUGGUAUUCUGAUGUUGGCAUUGCUAGUGUUUCUACUCUGGAAGUGUGGUUUCUUCAAGAGAGCCCCACAAGACCAGUACGAUGCAGCGUAUCACAAGGCUCAGAUCCAUGUUCAGGCCUCUGAUAAAGAGAAACUCACUACUGAGGCAUAGUGCCCGUUCUCUGCGCUCAGACCUGGGUGUGGAUUUUUCAAACGUUCUGAACACGAGGACAGCGUUCCAAUAUACCAUGCUGUACGGAUAAGGAAAGAGGCUCGUCAGUUCAAAGACAGGAAAGCCAAGCUGCAUUCCUUUGAGAAAAAGCAGUGGGUGACAAGCUGGAAUGAGAAUGAGAACUACUCAUAAGACACUUGACUGUUGGGAUGCUGUCAGAGACAAGAAUCUCCCAUUUUUUUCUAAACAUCCCAGUGUCACGAACCCAUUGAUCUUAGUUAUUUAUUUUUGUAAAGUCUAAACUCAAUUGACUGCAUUUGUGAAGCAAACUCCAAAAAUGUGUCCUAUCCUGUGUCCUAUCCUGAGGAAAUGAGAAGCAUCAUAUCUUACAAUUCAUUUUCUCUGAAUUGGGACUUUUUAAACGAAUUAUCUGCCAUUGAUACAUUUUUUUUUUUUUAGCAUAAACAGUUUCAAUCCAAUGUUUACCUGAAGAUAAUCUUUUUUUUGCAGUCACUUUUGUCCAAUCUAAUGAACUGUAUAGACUGGAACAUUUUGUAUGUUUGUAUAUAUUUAAAUACUUUAGCACACUGUAUAUUUAUUUUAGUCAUUAUUUGAAAAAAAAAAAAAUGCAUUGGCCAAAUACUUAAAAAAAAUAAAUCUAAACGUUACUUUUCAGUAAGGGCAAAUGUUACUGAUGAUUUUCUAGUGCUACACAGACUAAAAAGUAGCUACAGGUAUUAGGCAAAUAAUAUUGUCAUUGGGACUCAUUUCUUUGCACUUGCUUUGAUUAUAAAAAAGGUAAUUCAAUACACGCUAUUAGAUAUAAAUCAGUUAAGAGUUUUGAGUUAGAACUAUGAUUCACACCAUACCUUUGUUUAUCCCCCUGUACUGGGAUAUGCUUCAGUUAACAGCAAUGCAGCUGGGACAACUGGAGCCAACAAGCAAUAAAAUGCUAAUUAUUGUUUAGCUAAUUGUAUUUGAAGGAUGUGUGGGUCUUGAAGAUGACACAAAAUACGCACCAAAAUGCAGAUUUGAGAAACAUUGUGAUCUUGUUGAUGAAUAACCGGCAUCGUUGUUCACUUGUGGUUAUGGCCAGGUCCAGGGAAUGGAGUUUGGACACUCCAAAUUGGUUGUUCACACAUAAUAGGUUCACUGUGAUAAGAGGUGCAACUAAACUAUCAUUGUUCGCAUUUAAAUCUAAAUGUAUGUUUUAUGUGAUUGAAAAAUUUAGUAGCCCUACCUAAAAAAAAAGGGGGGGGGGGGGGAAUUAUGUAAAUCACUGGCUAUUCAUUCCUCAAUUCAGAUGUUUUUAAUACUGUGCAAAUUGCAAUAAAUUGAGAAAU